Onychostoma macrolepis is the source of this 4113-nucleotide messenger RNA. It is a transcript of the gene atg16l1, whose product is annotated as ATG16 autophagy related 16-like 1 (S. cerevisiae). Gene Ontology annotation, biological process: negative stranded viral RNA replication; autophagosome assembly. The transcript has 20 exons. Gene Ontology annotation, molecular function: protein binding. Bases 189 to 2051 code for a protein of 620 amino acids. The record is from RefSeq and is a predicted model, not a curated record. Gene Ontology annotation, cellular component: autophagosome membrane. NCBI's taxonomy places the organism in Eukaryota, Metazoa, Chordata, Actinopteri, Cypriniformes, Cyprinidae.
GGAAACAUACGUCUGUUGAGCCAAAAUGGCGUCCGUGAUCCUUCAGUCUGGAGUGGGUUAGCAUGAAACCUGUCCGAUUAAACCUAUUAUGACAAGGUUCGGCUCUUAUUAGUCGGAUUAAUCAUUUUUAUCAUUAAGGAGAGUUCGUCUAAACUAGCGGAGACGCGUUUAGAUGCUGUGAGGAGGAGAUGGCGGGCCGUAGAGUCGAGUGUUUGUGGAAACGUCACGUUGUCGAGCAGCUGAAGCAGAGAGACAGAGUUCAGCGUCAGGCCUUUGAGGAGAUCAUACACCGCUAUAACCGGUUGUUGGAGAAGUCUGACCUUCAGGUUGUUUUUUCUGAACGUCUCCAGACCGAGAAAUAUGAGCAGAACAGACACGACCUCAGUCCGGGUGGCGAGGGCGGUCGCAGUGAUUCCCUGCAGCAGGAAAUGGCUCAGAUGAGAAUUAAACAUCAAGAGGAGCUGACGGAGCUGCACAAGAAACGAGGAGAGUUGGCCCAGAACGUGAUUGAACUAAACAACCAGAUUCAGCAGAAAGACAAAGAGAUCCAGAGUAAUGAAGCCAAGAUGUUGGAGUAUCAGCAGCAGAUCUCUCAUCUGGAAGGAGAGUGUCGCGAGCUCCGCAACUCUCUGGCCGAUCUGGAACGAGCCAAUCAGACGCUGCGAGACGAGUACGAUGCCCUGCAGAUCACGUUCAGCGCCCUGGAGGAGAAACUACGGAAAACCACAGAGGACAAUCAGGAGCUGGUGACGCGCUGGAUGGCUGAGAAAGCGCAGGAAGCCAACAAACUCAACGCUGAGAACGAGAAGGACUCCAGGCGCAGGCAGGCGAAGCUUCAGAAGGAAUUGGCGGACGCAGCGAAGGAGCCUCUUCCCAUAGAGCCAGAUGAUGACAUCGAAGUUCUCUCAGAGGAUGCUGGGAAGGGAACGGGUGAAACGUCACCGAACAGACAGAUCAGUCGCACGCCGAGUAGACGAGUGUCUCAGCCGCCUCCUCCUGCUGGACUGCUGGAUUCCAUCACUAAUAUCUUUGGCUUGUCUGAUUCUGUCCAACCUGGUUUCGUCCCAUCUGACUCCAGAAGACGUCGCUCGGUGAAUUCGUUCGGCUCGUCUCCUGAAACCGCAGAGGUGCCGUCGGCGAGCGCUGAUGUCCGAGUUCCCUCCACUGCGCUGCACAUCUUUGAUGCCCAUGAUGGAGAAGUGAACGCUGUGCGGUUCAGUCCCGGUUCCCGUCUGCUUGCCACGGGAGGAAUGGACCGCAGGGUGAAGCUCUGGGAGGUCGUUUCUGGCCGAUGUGAGCCUAAAGGUGCGCUGACGGGCAGUAAUGCUGGAAUCACCAGUAUAGAGUUUGAUAGUGCGGGCUCGUAUCUAUUAGCUGCGUCUAAUGAUUUUGCCAGCAGAAUCUGGACGGUUGACGACUACAGACUGCGGCACACACUCACAGGGCACAGCGGGAAGGUUUUAUCCGCUCGGUUUCUCCUCGAUAACACUCGAAUCGUCUCCGGCAGCUACGAUCGAACGCUCAAGCUCUGGGACUUGCGCAGCAAAGUCUGCAUUAAGACGGUUUUUGCUGGUUCUAGCUGUAAUGACAUUGUCUGUACGGAGCAGUGUGUGAUGAGCGGACACUUCGAUAAGAAAGUUCGUUUCUGGGACAUCAGGUCGGAGAGUAUUGUGCAUGAGCUGGAGUUGCUGGGACGCGUUACAUCUUUGGACCUCAAUCACGACCGGACCGACCUGCUGACCUGCUCUCGUGAUGACCUGGUGAAAAUAAUCGACCUGCGCAGUAAUGCAGUGCGACAGACGUUUAAUGCUCAAGGUUUCAAGUGUGGUUCAGACUUCACCAGGGUCACGUUCAGUCCUGAUGGAAAUUAUGUGGCGGCCGGUUCUGCAGACGGCGUUCUGUACAUUUGGAACGUUCUAACGGGGAAACUAGACAAAACCCUUGAUAAGGGUCACAGUUCUGCCAUAAAUUCAGUGUCCUGGUCUCCGUCGGGCACGUAUGUGGCCAGCGUUGAGAAAGGCAGCAAGGCCGUGCUUUGGUCUGACAUGUGACCAGCUGCUCUCUUCCUCCGCAGCGAUUGGUUGAGCACCACCCCGCCACGAUUGGAUGAAACAGACUGUAAAGACAGAAGGAAAGUGAGCCCACCCUCACGUCCCACUGGCCUCUUGAACUACCUUUCCCACAAUGCCAUCUGUUUGGCUAUCUGUGUACGUGUGCUGCCUGCCUGUAUGAUCGGACAGCACCGUACACAUUAUACAUAUUUAUAUCAGCUUUCAUGUACUGUCUGUCUCGCACACACUCGAUGUGAGAUGAUGGAGAUUACACAAGUGACUCACUGUUCUACACGACUCGUACUGCUAGUUUUAACAUGGCUUUAAAAUAGUGUGUGUUUGUGUGUCUACUGUCAGAGUUUGUGCUUUGCCUUAUACAGAUAAAGGCCAUUAAGCUGCGUGUGUGUGUGUGUGUAUGUGUGUUGAAUGCAGUUUCAAUUGAGCUCUAUGGAUGGCACUGUUCAAUAUUUUUCCUAGAUUUAUGGAAAUCCCACAUCUCCCCAUGAAUAAAACGCAUGUAUUGAACAGGAACCCAAUAUUAUUUUGGAUGAAUCUCACACAUUAAUGUCUUUAUUCUAAUGACAUUUUUGUGAUAUUUAAACGCAUUGAACCCUCAUUUUCUAAUUGCAUUGCAAAAUGUCAUUUGUCGUGAAUGAAAAAUUAAUUCUCAUACUGUUAUACAGUAACAAUCAUCCUAUCCAUAAAUUGUUUUAUGAAUGAAUGAUUCAUUCAUUCAUUUUAUUGCAGUCUGCAUAAAUUAAAGACAGUACAACUGCCAUUUAUUUAGUUAUAACAAACUUUUUUUUAACUUUUAUUUAUUAUAAUUUAUUUGAUAUUUCUCUCCACAAAGUAACUUUACACCACACCAAAAUUUUUGGAUUGCAGUAAUGAAAAUUUAGUGGGAAAAUGUGAUUUAAAAUAAAAAUAAUAAUGUCUAAAAUAAGUUAAAAUUUCUAAAUAUUAAAAUAUAUGCAAAAUGUAAAUUCUUUUGGAUUGCUAAACAAAAACAAUGUACAUAAAAUAUUAAAAAUCUGAAACAAACAUGAAAAUUGUUACUUUAACAUUUUUUUCUAAAAACAGGCAUAAAUUUCUUUAUGCAAAAUGUAAUUUCUUUUGGGGUGAAGUAUCAUUUAAACAUUUUGUGAGAUUUACCCAUAAACUCCUGACCGUGUUGGUGUUUUUAUUAAUGCUCUGAUUAAAAAAAAAAAAAAAGAUUUGUGCCAUGAAUGAGAGAUUUAAAAAUAUUUCCCACGAUUCCUCCUAUAAUUUUCACAUUUAUUUUAAUCCGCUGAUUAAUAGGUAUCAUUUCUGUAGAGAAAAUGAUUUAUAAACCAUAGUUCGGCUAGACGCCAUACUUAAUUUCACACAAAUGAAAACGAGACUGUCACUUAUUUCGGCCAAUCACAGUGUGCUCUGUCCUAAGCCCCUCCCGUCGGGCCCCAGAUGAGCGUGUGCAUGUGGUGAGCGGGUGAUGCUGAAUGAAUGCAGUGAGAUGAGUGUGCGUUUUAGUGGAGAAAGCGAUGCUCUGUUCUUUAUUUUUAUUUUCAUUUCAUAUGCACUCGCGCUCAUAUCCUGACAGUGUUUCCUCCGAGCAUGACGUCUGUUUCAAAUACUGUAUCAAACUCUACGCAGACACUCUCUUUGAGCUGUUUUGCAAAGGAAAACAAGUGCACUUGUGAUUCGCCCGAUGCCAGCAGCAGAUGUGGUGACACUCGCACUUAAAAAAAAAAAAAAAAGACUGUAAUGCAUACUCGACCGAACACUAGAAUUGAUGUAUCCGGCUCAGUUUAAAACACUCGCGUCCCCUCGCACUUAACGCUGCGGUCUGUCGAGGUGCCUAACAAGUGCACUUGGUUUCAGAUGGUGAGUGGAGGGGACUGCACACUUUAUAGAUGACUUGUGGGUGUGGCUUGUUUAGCCCCGCCCUCUCUGAUGCAUUUAUGGGUGGGGCUGAGAGUGGGCCGGCUUAAACAGACUGUGGAAGAUAAUUGUUGCUAAUGUAUAUGAGGUCUCUGUAUAUGUCUGCUUAAUGUUUGCACACCAUAAAAUGUGUGGGACGUUA